Molecule: messenger RNA, 891 nt
Organism: Penicillium malachiteum
Lineage: Eukaryota; Fungi; Ascomycota; Eurotiomycetes; Eurotiales; Aspergillaceae
Product: putative adenosine deaminase
Exons: 3
Coding region: 1-891 (296 amino acids)
Biological process (GO): inosine biosynthetic process; adenosine catabolic process
Molecular function (GO): adenosine deaminase activity
Source: RefSeq, a predicted model, not a curated record
AUGUCUUUGAUUCAAAUGUUCUCAUCUGAGACCUUUUACCCUACGCGGCUCUCGCUACCAAGUCUUGCGCGAGUCAGUCUCGCAUACGCCACAAACUCCGUGCUAGAGGAUUUCCUUAACGAUGGAGUCCGAUACCUGGAGUUGCGUACUAUCCCACGCACAUCACCAUCAUCCAAAAUAACCAAAGAAGAAUACCUUAAUACAGUCCUAGACACGAUCUCAGCAUUCAAUUCAAAUCCCCAAAACAAAGACCUAUCCGUCUUCCUCAUUCUAGCCUUGGACCGCGGUAACACAACCCAAGCCCAAGCAAACGAGAUCAUCGACCUCGCCAUCGCGAAUAAACACCGCGGGGUUGUCGGUGUGGAUUUAUGCGGGAAUCCGACACAGGGCAAUGUCUCGAUUUAUCGGGAUGCAUUCGCAUAUGCAAAGAGCCAUGGUCUUGGUCUAACACUGCACUUUGCCGAGACACCUACCUCGGGUACGCGCGAGGAACUACAGACUCUGCUUUCAUUCUCGCCUGAUCGGUUGGGUCAUGUUAUUCAUGUGCCUGAUGAUAUCAAGGCGGAGAUUGUGAAGAGGGGGCUUGGGCUGGAAUUAUGCAUGUCUUGUAAUGUUCAUGCGAAAUUGAUUGAGGGUGGCUUUUUGGAUCAUCAUUUCGGGUACUGGAGACAUGAGGAAUGUCCGAUUGCUUUAUGCACUGAUGACGUGGGCUUCUUUUGUAGCCCUGUCUCCAAUGAAUAUCUGCUUGCUGCGGAGCACUUUGGUGUUAAUCGGGCUGGGUUGAUGAAGAUUUGUCAGAAAUCUAUAGAUAUGAUCUUUGGUGGUGAGCUAGAGAAGGAGAGAUUACGUCGUAUUCUGCAUGAGUUUGCGGGCUCUAUGGGAUCGUCAUAG